Molecule: messenger RNA, 1326 nt
Organism: Paramecium sonneborni
Lineage: Eukaryota; Ciliophora; Oligohymenophorea; Peniculida; Parameciidae
Source: the annotation of a GenBank genome assembly
AUGUCCAAACUAUUUCCUCUAUUUAUUACAAUCACUAUUACUGUAGCAUCUACAAUCAAACUUAAUAAUCCUAUACUAGUUGAUUAUUUUAGUGACAAAUUAAAUCGGAUUUUCUUAGAUCAAAAUUAUUAACUAUGGUUUGAAUUUGUUAAAUCUAUUGAAAUUCUUAAUCCAAAACAAACUAUUUGCAAAUCAAUUCCAUAUUAAUUUCAAUCAAAAGAUCCAAUUACUAUUCCAUUUCAAAAUAUCACCACAACUUUAUUUGAUAAUAAAUUAAAAACUCUAUUUGUUUUAGAUCAACAAAAACUAACACUCAUCUAAUUUGUAUUUACCAACUUUUCAAUAAGUACCUAUCACUUUAGAAAUGGCUAAAUUAAUUAAAUUAAUCAAAUUGAAACAAAAUCUUAUAAAAUUUAAGAUGGAAUUGCCUUAGCAUAAAUUGAACGACAAUUUUUGAUUCUCCUCAAUAAUAAAUAUUAAUUAAUCCUUUUUGAUAUAAUUAAUCAAAUCUUUGAUGAUCUUUUGUAAUUUUCAUCUCAACCAAUUUGGAUUGCAAGCGCAAAUUCUUUUUUAUUUGUUGGAUUUGAAAAUAAAAUUAUUUAAUACACUCUAAAAGACAAAAAGCUGAUAGAAAUCAAUCAUAUUGAUCUAUUUUUGAAAGAUAGUUCAAUUUUAAUGGUACAAUAAAGUUCUAUUUAUAUAAAAUUUCCUUUAUAUAAGGUUAUUAAAAUAAUAUUUAGUUAAAAUGUAUUAUAGCUUGAAGAUUACUUACAAGAAAAUAUUGAAAUUAAGAGUUUAGCAAUAUCAGGUGAAAAAAUAUCAUAUUUGACGAACGAUUAUGUGUUUUUAAAUUCUAAACACAAAUAGUUUGAAUAAUAUAAUAAAAUUCUAUAAUUCAAUGACCUUUUUAUUUUAUUAUAAAGUGAAGGAGUUCAUAAAGUUUAAUCUGAAUUAAGUGAUGAUUUAUGUAUCUAUAAGUGAUAAUAAAAGCAUUUCCGUUAUACAUUAAACAUUAAAAUGUCAGUGAUGUACAUUUCAUGAAUAAUUAUGGAAUCAAUUAUCACUUAAUAACUAUAUCGCAAGAACUCAUUUAAAUUAAUGAGAUUUAAUUUAUAGAAUCGUUUAUUGAGUGUGAUGAUAGAAUAGAAGAUAAUAAAGAAGAUGUAUUUUUUAUAGCUGAGGCAGAUGGUUGCAAAGAUAAAUAGACAAAAUUUCAUUCUAAUAAUUGUAAAUUCGAAGGGAAAAUUAAAUGUAUAUUUUAAACAAAAUUUUUAGUUAAUAGAAUUUCUAUUUUUUAUUCAAAGUUCUCUGAUCUUACUUAUUUGA